Messenger RNA from Poeciliopsis prolifica (blackstripe livebearer), 4261 nucleotides. RefSeq lists its product as uncharacterized. Gene Ontology annotation, biological process: transmembrane transport. Gene Ontology annotation, molecular function: transmembrane transporter activity. The transcript is spliced from 10 exons. Lineage: Eukaryota; Metazoa; Chordata; Actinopteri; Cyprinodontiformes; Poeciliidae. Gene Ontology annotation, cellular component: membrane. The record is from RefSeq and is a predicted model, not a curated record. Bases 228 to 1871 code for a protein of 547 amino acids.
GUCCCGCGGUGCACAGCUCCAGGUCGCUGUCAGAGCCCAGCAGGUGUGACUGCGUCUGCAUGCCAACUGGCUGCUAAUCACCUGCCUGCUGCAGAUUUCUAUUGCAGACGUUUGUCUGCUGAUGAGCUCUCCUGUUUGCCAGUUUGAGUGUAUUGUCUGGGGAUCCUCUCUGUCAGAGCAAACCGGUUAGAAACAUUUGAGGUGUGCAUCUCCAGCCGACCAGCACAAUGAACUUCGAUGACAUUUUGACUAAAAUCGGAGGUUUUGGGAAGUUCCAGAAGCUCCUGUAUGUGUGGAUCUGUGUGCCUCAGAUCUUCCUGGCGUUCCACAUGCUGGUGUCUGUGUUCACCGGGGCCGUACCCCCUCAUCUCUGCCGCUCCGCUUGGCCCUCAGGGGCCACCCCCGCCACUUUGAACUUCAGCCUUCUGAGCGGGCCAGAUGGCCGACCUGAGCUGUCCUGCAACAUGGCCCUGAACCAUAGCAGCGGCGUCACCGUGGCCCCUGGCGGAGCUGCGGCCCCCGGAGGUGGGCACCCCACCGUGAGCUGCCAGGACGGCUGGGAGUACAGCAAGGAGACAUUCCAAAGCACCACUGUCACCGAGUGGGACCUGGUCUGUUCCAACUCCAGCCUCAACAACCUCGGCUCGUCUGUCUACAUGUUCGGACUCCUUGUCGGCGCUGUUUUAUUCGGUUACUUGGCUGAUAAAUAUGGUCGCCGGAUUAUCAUCCUUAUUAGUUUGGCUAUUCAAGCAACCUUUGGCGUGGCCGCUGCUUUCGCUCCCAAUUUCUACGUCUACGCAGCCCUUCGCUUCAUGGUGGGAACGUCCAUCUCUGGUGUUAUCAUGAACGCCUUUGUUUUGGGUACUGAAUGGACGGGGCUGAGACAGCGCAUGCUGGCCGGGAUUAUCACAGACUACUUCUUCGGAUUCGGGUACAUCCUCCUGGCCGGGGUGGCGUACCUCAUAAGGGACUGGCGCAAGCUGCAGCUGGCUAUAUCUGCACCUGGCUUCCUCUUCAUCGUCUACGUUUGGGUUUUGCCGAAGUCGGCCCGCUGGUUGAUGGCCAACGACAGGAAGGAGGAAGCAUGGGACGUGAUCCAGAAGGCGGCUAAGAUGAAUGGGAAGCCCAUCAGUAAGGACAUGGAGAUGUGUCAGGUUAAUCUGACUGAAGAGAAAACCGAGCUGAAGAAAAAACACUCCCUGGUUGACCUCAUUCGAACCCCGACAAUGAGGAAGCAGUCCCUGAUCGUCUUUUAUCUUUGGUUCGUCAACGUCCUGGUGUACUACGGCUUGUCCCUCAACAUUUCCGACUUCGGAAUGAACAUCUACCUGACCCAGAUGAUCUUUGGCCUGGUGGAGAUGCCGGCACGCACCAUCACACUGUUCACCCUCAACCGCUCACGCAAGUUCUCUCAGCUGGCUUUCCUAGCAGUGGGAGGUUCUGCCUGCCUGUUGACCACCUGCAUCCCCAGCAACCUACCCAUUGUCCGAACGGUCCUGGCCAUGAUCGGGAAGUUUGGCAUUACAGCCUCUCUAUCUAUCAUUUAUGUCUACUCAGCUGAAAUAUUUCCAACAGUGAUCAGGCAAAAUGGGAUUGGUAUAGGCUCCAUGUGUGCGCGGAUCGGUGGUGUCCUGGCUCCAAUGAUGUACCUACUGAGGAACAUCAAUCCUCAUGCUCCCAUGAUCAUCUCUGGCCUGUGCCCGCUGCUGGGCGCUGGGCUGACCCUGCUGCUGCCUGAGACGGCCAACAAGCCUCUACCAGAUACAAUCGAGGAUGUGGAGGGAGAAAGCCUCAGUGAUGAGGAGGAAGGUGUGAAGGCGGCCAUUUUUGAUCCAAGGAAUGGUACCAUGGACACCCCCAGCAAGGAUUAGCCUCCCAGCACUGGCUGACAUAUGUCAUGUGGCAUUCAGUAUUUUUCAGUUUACAUUUUUGAGACAUAAGUCUUUACUUCCAGUGGAAGUUUCAGUUAGACUUUGUGAUUAUGGGUCGUUACAAGCUACCCAAACUCUUUAAACAAUGACAUGUGUGAAAGUGUUUUUAUUCCUUCUUGAUCAUUUUUGUAGGUGUUUGUUUAUGGAGUAAUUUCUCUUGUUCCAGCAUGGAAAAUUUAGUGGAUAUAGGAAAUGUCAUUCUAGUACAGAUGUGUAAAAUUAUUAUCAUAAAUUGUUCCAGUGCAGCAGCAUAUCAUCACAGAAGAAUGUAGACAACUAAAAUUUCUAAUGUAAAGUGUGUUUAUUCAGCCUUAAAGUAAAUUCUCUGAGGAAUAAUUGUUUUUACAACUUCCUCAGUGGCACAAUAUUUGGACGACUCAGAUUAAGUUUGACGCUGGAAGCCACCAAACUUGAAAGCAUUGAAAGAUGAAAGCAUCUGUUCACGAUUUCUGUCUAACAAAAGUUCUCAGUGCCUUGAAACAAAAACAUGGGCCCACAGCAACACAGAGCAUUCACCGUACUUGUUACUGAAACCAAUCUGAUUAAAUCCCAGCGUACUCUACGUGUUUACGUUUUCUGAUGUAAGACAGGAAGGUUUUUUUUUUCUGGCACCUUUCCAAAACUGAUGGUUGCCAUGGAGCCAGAAUGUCACGUUUUUCUGGCUCCUUGUUCUGCCUGCCAGCUAAAAGAAAUUAGCCUUUGUGUCACAUCAUAUUUUUCCCUAGAGAAACUGAAACUCAUUGGAGUUUCUGUACUCUGAUCAAUGUAGAAAUUACUACGGUUGGAAUUUCGACAUUGUGUUUGUUGCUUUUAAUUUAAAGAGGGUUUUUUGUUUGUUUGUUGUUGCUAUUUUUAGAAUUAUCUACACAGUUGAUGGCAACAAAAAAACUCCUCGGGUCUUUCUGUGUGGAGUUUGCAUGUUCUGCCUGUGCAUGCAUGGAUUUCCACCAGGUACUCCGACUUCCUCCCACUGUUCAAAAGCAUGACUCUCAGGUUACUUAGUCUCUCCAAAUUGUUCUUAGGUGUGUGUGUGUGUGUGUGUGUGUGUGUGUGUGUGUGUGUGUGUGUGUGUGUGUGUGUGUGUGUGUGUGUGUGUGUGUGUGUGUGUGUGUUUCUGCGUUGUCCAGUGAUGGACCACUAUGUGGCCAGGUUUCUCAACGUCUCUCACUAAACCACCAUUUGAAAUAAGUACCAAUGACAAGAAUGUAGACAAUAAAUGUUUGGAGAACCAAUAAUUUUGCCACUGCUAAUUUUAUUAAAUAUAAUUAUUCCUCAUUAUGGGAUUUUUAUCCAAGUGAAUUAAUGCACUUAUAAGGGACUGUAUUUUUCAGCUUUUUUGUUUUUUUGUUUCUUUGGGGGGGUGAUAUUAUUUGGCUGCUAUAAAAGAUCAUUUCAUCUUUUUUAACACAGCUUUACAAGGCAGGGCAUUAUAUAUGGUAAGAAGUUGUACUUUGUAAAAGUUUUAUUUAAGUAUCAGGCAGUACCAGAAGUACUGCCUGAUGAUGAGUUGGUGGUGCCUGAAGCUACAUGGAGAGCAGACUUUAACUGAGCCCUUCAGUGCAAAUUGAACUGGCCAUCCUGACACACUUUCACCUCACAGCUCGGUUCUGAUUGUGUGAAAGCAGAUGGUUCUCGUCUGACAGUAUCAAUCAAAUUAUAUUUGUGCAAUUUGAUUUUCUUUUUUUUUUUUUUUUUUUUUUUUUUUUGCAUUAUUUUGUCUGAAGGUUAUAUGGUUAAAAUAAAGGGACCCAGAGACAUUUUAUUCAGUAUUGUUCUCCCAGUUUGCUGUCAGUAAUUUGUCUGUGCCUUCCUCACUAACCAUUGCUGUUAGCCUCCAGACAAAGCCAUCUCUGUGAAGAAACUGCUUUCCCAGACUGUUGUGAAGGACUUUUUCUGGCUUGCUGGGAGUUCUAACCUUCAAAGCAUCCAGCAGCUGUAGGACUUAUCAACCAGAGUUUGUUUUUUCUUUGUUUUGCCUCAUCAUGUAGUUUUGCUGAAGGGUUUGCUGCUACAUUUGCAGACCUAAAGGCCAGUUCAGCUACAACUUGCGCAUCUCUGCUGCCCCCCACUGGCCCACUUAAAGGCAGGUGGGAGUGGGAAGCGCCUCCAUGUUUACAGUGAUAACUCGCAGCAAACCAUGUCUUUGAGGAAACGCUUUCUAGUGGAUAGAGGGUGUCAACUCCUCUCUGGCAGCUCAACCAGUGUCUGAUAUGUGAAAAACGUGUUUUACAUCUCGUCCGUGCAUUUAUCAACGGUCACCUUAUUUUUCAGAUUAUAUUGUCAAUACUGUAUAUUUCUACUGACUUUGCAAAAUAAAGGUUGUCUGGGUA